AUGUUGAUAUCGGCGGGCAGUGGCCCCACGCCCGAAUUUUCCCCUGUCUCCUGCUGCGCCCCUUGGAAGAUGGAGCCAGCGCCCCCUGCACCCGCUGCCAUCACUCAACCCCUUAACAUAUCGCCAAACGUACCUGUAUCGCCGUCAUCAUCAGGCGGGGGCGCAGGUGGCGGUUCUGGUACUCCACUGUAUCCAGGCGCAGCAUCCCACCCUCUCUCAUCUUUGCUGUCGCAACAGAGGCUACUGGAACUCUCCCGCUUCGGGCUCAGGCAUUAUGACAUCGCGCAUCAUGUGCUCUCACAGCAAGGUGCUGUAACUAAGUUGCUUGGUACUCUUCGACCGCCUGGGUUAAUUGGUGGCAGCAAACCCAAGGUGGCAACACCAGCUGUAGUGUCAAAGAUAGAACAGUACAAAAGGGAAAACCCCACGAUAUUUGCAUGGGAGAUCCGAGAACGACUUAUAUCUGAAGGUGUAUGUACAAACGCGACGGCUCCCAGCGUAUCAUCUAUUAAUAGGAUACUACGAAAUCGAGCUGCGGAACGUGCUGCUGCUGAAUUUGCGAGAGCAGCCGGCUACGGUCUCUAUGCUGCUCCUCCACCAUACGGAGCGUUUCCUUGGGCUGGAGGCGGCGGUGUCUGGCCCCCUGGAGCUUUAUCCCUACCUCCUGGAGUUGGCGGCCCACAUUCAGGUGUGCCUCACCCUGACUCAGUUCAACAAGGUUUCUUGUCAUCUGCACGUGGUCUUAUUGAUGUGGACGGAGAUGACUCUGGAUCUUUAGACGGUGAACAACCAAAGUUUAGAAGAAAUCGCACUACUUUUAGCCAAGACCAACUUGAAGAAUUAGAAAAGGAAUUCGAAAAAUCCCACUACCCAUGCGUUUCUACUCGAGAAAGACUGGCUUCAAAAACAUCGCUGUCUGAAGCAAGAGUUCAGGUUUGGUUUUCCAACAGACGAGCCAAAUGGAGACGCCAUCAGCGCAUGAACCUCCUCAAGCGCGGUGGGGGCUCGCCCCCGCACCGCCUCCCCCAUUCUCCUUCCCGGUCCCGUUCGCGUUCUUUGUCCCCCGCGCGCGCUCCUUACCACACACCUCAGAUGGGCGGAGAAAAUAGCGCUUUCAAGGCUCUCUCGCACCAAGAUACUAAUGCCCUGAAGGCCUUUACGCAUCAAACACAGUUCGAUACUAACGCAUUGAAAGCGUUGGCGCAGCAGGCAACGUUCGACGGAAGCGCGUUUAAGCCUCAUCCCGCAUUAGAAAAUAGUGCUUUUAAAUCGCUCGUACCCCACUCAGCCGCUGCAGCGCUUUUGGCAGCUCAGUCUAUACAAUUAGCUCGAGGCUACGAGUCUCAUUCCGAUUCAGAUGAAGAGAUAAAUGUCCACGAUGAGAGUGACAAUGAAGGUGAGAGGCCAGGCAUAAGAAAAUCUAGAUCACCAAGCCCAUGCCGACAGAGACAGCCCACUUCCAACGACUUACCACUACAACUGACAAAGCACGAUCGUUGA
Molecule: messenger RNA, 1500 nt
Organism: Arctia plantaginis
Lineage: Eukaryota; Metazoa; Arthropoda; Insecta; Lepidoptera; Erebidae
Source: the annotation of a GenBank genome assembly